AAUGAUGAGAAAAUAAUGGCCACGUCUUAUCUUACUUUUAUAUAAAAGUAUUUUCAAAACAUUUAAUGACCAUUUCAUAGUUUCAUAUUGAACGUACCACCUAAAGAGAAAAUAAACUUUUCCUCUGAUUAUAUGGAGCAAGAGGCAGAAAUUGAUCGUUUGCCGAUUGACUUAUUGGCUCAUAUAUUCCUCAUGAUUACUUCUUUCACCGAUUUAGCCCAGGCAAGUGGGGUUUGUAGGAAAUGGAAACAAGGCGUGAAACAGGCCCUUGCUAGAAGACAAACCCUGAGUUUUGCUGGUUUUAAAAUGGAUGAUGAUUCCACUGCUCGUCUUGUUCAUCAUGCUUAUAGCCUCAAAGAACUCGAUAUUUCAAGGAGUCGUUGGGGUUGCCAAAUUACUGACAAUGGACUAUGCCAAAUUUCAUUAGCAAAGUGUGUUAGCAGCUUGACAUCUAUUUCCCUUUGGGGUAUCACAGGCAUUACUGAUAAAGGUGUUGUUAAAUUGAUAACAAGAGCCAAUUCCUUACAACAUCUAAACGUUGGAGGUACAUUCAUUACAGAUGAAUCCUUAUCCGCCAUUGCAGAUAGCUGUCCACGAUUAAAGAGUAUUGUCCUAUGGAGUUGUCGUCAAGUGACAGAAACAGGGCUGUUUGUACUUGUAAGUAAAUGUCGGAAACUAGAGUCAAUCAAUGUAUGGGGUACAAGAGUUCCUCUAGAUUGUUUCAUUGGAUUGCUUACUAUCCGUCCAGCUCUUCAAAUAAAACCACAAGGUUUGCCCUUAAAUGUAAUGUUACCUGUCGUAUAAGCUGUUCAUUUUAGUGAAUCAUUGCAUUGACAAGAACAUUGCCUGUAAAUAUCACCUUCUAUGAUUUCAGUAAAUUAUAUUAUAUGAAAUUAUGAUUCCAUAAAUUAAAA
Messenger RNA from Gossypium raimondii (Peruvian cotton), 914 nucleotides. RefSeq names its product F-box protein At5g67140. Gene Ontology annotation, molecular function: protein binding. The record is from RefSeq and is a predicted model, not a curated record. Gene Ontology annotation, cellular component: SCF ubiquitin ligase complex. Gene Ontology annotation, biological process: SCF-dependent proteasomal ubiquitin-dependent protein catabolic process. Bases 133 to 804 code for a protein of 223 amino acids. Lineage: Eukaryota; Viridiplantae; Streptophyta; Magnoliopsida; Malvales; Malvaceae. The transcript has 5 exons.